GCUCUUCUUGUUAGAGCAACAACAGAAUUACCAACUUCUACAAUGUCAUCCUUCUUUACUGCCCAAGAAAAUAUCAAACAAAAUGAAGUCUCCCCAAAAUCAUACAAGGAGCUCAUCUUGACCCUGUCCAAAACCGAAGCCUGAAAUCUUUCACACGACCUUUAUCAGUAUCAAGGCUUUUGGUACUACCCCAUGUUCUUGGAAGGUAUCAUGUCAGCUCAAGAUCAAUUCAAGAGCCAGCCUACGGAUAUUGUCCUCUGCAGCGCCCCACCCAAAACUGGCACCACAUGGCCCAAGGCUCUGACUUUUGCCACCGUCACAAGAAAUUCCUUUGACGAUUCCUCAAACCCUUUGCUCACCAAAUUAUCCCAUGAAUGUUUCCCUCUUCUGGGGCUAGAUCUUAACAAUACCUCCAGUACUCGGGACCCUGAUUUGCCCCUCUUGGCCACCCACAUGCCCUACAAUUCCUUGCCAAAAUCGAUACUUGAGUCUGGUUGUAAGAUUGUUUACAUCUGCAGGGACGCCAAGGAUGCGUUUGUUUCAAUGUACCACUUCAUUAGGAGAAAAUUAAUGCAGAGAAACCUCAACCCCUUGUCACUAGAGCAGGCAUUUGAGUUAGAAAAUGUAACUGUUUACGUGAAGAAAUUGGUGGAGUUCAUUGGCUAUCCUUUCUCCUUUGAGGAAGAGGAAACAGGGGUGGUGGAAAGAAUCGUAAAGAUGUGUAGCUUUGAGAAUCUGAGCAACCUGAAGGUGAAUAAGACCGGAAAGCAUCGGCUGGACACAUCAAUGCCGAUUUCAAAUAAUGUGUACUUCCGAAGGGCGAAGAUUGGAGAUUGGGAAAACUAUUUGACGCCGGAGAUGGUUGUGCGCUUUGAUGCUAAAACAGAGCAGAAGCUGCAGGGGGCUUGGCCUGACUCUGGUUGUUUGUAAGAGCUAAUCGUCGAGUGAUUUGCUUCGCGUUGUGGCCUUUUCAAGUUUUUGUUCUUAGGCUUCUAUGUUUGUGGAAAUUCUUUUCAGGAACUGUAUUUGUAGGUGCUGCUGUGGCAACGUAUCUCGUAUUGUUCGUUAAUGGCACCAUAUGUAUGGUCCAACCAAAUAAAAACGUUUCGACUAUCAUUUGCCUUCGUUAUCAUCAACUUAAUUUGGUUUCGUUGUGUCUAGUGAAAGGACUACUAUGUGUUUAGAGAAAUAAAAAAAAAACUCUGUU
Molecule: messenger RNA, 1207 nt
Organism: Rubroshorea leprosula
Lineage: Eukaryota; Viridiplantae; Streptophyta; Magnoliopsida; Malvales; Dipterocarpaceae
Source: the annotation of a GenBank genome assembly